UUAAAAAUAUAGAUAUCAAUUUAUAAUCAUAAAUAAAAUAAACCAAAAUGUGAAUAAAACAAAUAAGAGAACCGCCUUACAAUUAGUGCUUAAUAAUAUAUCUAUGUUAACUGUUAUAUUUUUGUGUUAAAAUAAAAUUUAUUCCAAAGUCUCGACAAAGAGUAAUCUGUAUUAGUUUCAAAAAAACUUGUUCCUAUGCCCUGCGUGUUGUUUUGAUAUCGAUUCCACGUUGCUCAUACACACAUUCAUAUGCAGGUAAGAAAAAACGAAGAAAACGAAAAGACCAGUCAGAAAGCUAGGCGGGCAAUAUCCGCCUUCUCGAAUCUUUUCGUACCAUUGGCCGUGACCACGCAAUAAAUCGAGCCAUUCAGCUUAAUGAUUAAUUAAAUAUAAUGACUGCACUUCCCCAUCUCCUCCAGUCCCCGUACCCAGUCAUGACUGAUGAACUGGCUAAGACAAUAUCUGUCUUGUGAGCCUUAAACCGAAUGCAGACAUAGAUGCAUGACCACGCUUGAAACAUUGUGAUCACAUAAGAAACCAUAUGUAUGUAUGUAUGGUGUCACAUCAGAUUAUUCGUCGUUACUUUUUUUACGAUAUAAAUAAAGUGAUCAGUUUAUGCGAACUGAAAAUCGAGAGAAAUUGCAGAGCUCUGACAGUCGCAAAUACCUAACUACACUAUUAUAUUAUUUUAUUGUUAAUAAAGUUAUUUUAUUAGAAAAAUUUUAUUUUUAUUUACUGAGUGAUAAAGUUUGCAUGAUAAAUAAAUUGCAAAUAAAUAUUUUUAACGUAGAAUACAAGUACACACACAUAGUAUACAAAUUGAAUAGCGCGUAAAAAAUUCUGUACGCAUUAUUAAUUAAUACAUGUAAUAAGGAGACAAUGAGAGAGCAUAAGUGCUUUUGAAAUUUCUGCAGAACUAUAUGUACGCAUUGCACAAGAAAAGAUGCAUCUUUGGAGCACCCGGUGAGUUUAUAAACUCGCUCACGCGUUAUAUACGCAUAGAUUUGUCUUCGCUCGAUGUCUCGCGCUGUUAGUAAGCAACAGAAGGUGGAUGGAAAGCAUCAUUCAGUCCGUGCCUCCUAAGUACACGAAAGAGUCGCGAGUCCACCUUUAUGGUAGUUAUUAAUAUCAAAUAGUCAGCCACCGUGCCCAUUACGGGCAUAAUGGGACACCAUUUUUUGCCGCGACAAUGAGGUACCCAGUUAAAAUGCUCGAUGUAUUUGCAUUAUUUAUGCGGAUGAUUAAGCUGUGUUAAUAUAUUCAACGGCACGACGUAGAACAGAAUGAUGUUAGACAAAGAUCACGUAUAAAUAGAAUGUAUGUGUGCACCGAAAUGCGGAGGCUCGUGAAAGAUUAGAUCCACAUAUAUGCACGCCAAUAUAAAGCAAAAUUGAACUUUAGUCUAAAGUUGGAACUGCUGAUCAUUUUUCCUCUUCUGUGAGCGAGCAUAAAUCAUCUUAGUUGUGUAUACCGAAGUUGCCAUAGCACUUUGAAGGAUAUGCAUAUGUUCUACUUCCUUAUUUGAUUAAUUACUAUUCCACGUGACGUAAAAUAUCGUUAAUCAUCCAUUCGACACUUUUCUUAUUUACCAAAGUGCAAAGGAGAUAUUUAAAUAAAAAUGAAAACUUAGCUUUUACCUCGUCUCAUUUAUUGAUAUUGUGUGAUUUUCAUAAUGCUAAGAUCCAAAUAAAUUCCGUAAAUUCUAACGUAGAAAAUAGAAUUAAUUUAUAAAAAUAUUGAAAAAUGUUUUAAUAUCAACAAAAGUAAUAUAUUUAAUUAGAUGUAAGUAAAUAGUAUCAUCUAAUUAAUUUAAAAAAUAUUAAAAUAACAAGAAAGCAUUUUAUAUGCAUACUUCUUUCAAUCAUUUUUCUUUCAAUAAUUUCUUUACAUCUACAAAAUUACAAUUAUUUAUCAUUAGAUUAAAUGUGAGUUAUUCGCCAGUAAUUUAUCAAUAGAUAAAAUAUUUUUUAUAAAUAAUAUGAUAAUGCAUAAUAAAUAACUCUCAAUUUCGCUGAGAAAUAACAAAAUAAUUUUUUCAUAAUUUUCUCAUAACAAAUAACAUGCCAUUAUUAUAAAUUUAUUAAUUCUAUAUACAUAAUAACAAUAAGAAUACGUAACUUGAAAACACUUUGUGAUACUCGAUUAAAAUAAAUCUGCAGAAUUAAAACAUGGAAUAAACAUGUUUCGAAGAAUUAUUUUCCGUUAGAGUCCAAAAAAGUUUACCUGGUAUAAGAAAGAAAGAAAGAUCAAAUAUUUUGUCAUCUGACAAAACCGUCUGAAAGAAAUCCUGGCAAGAGUGAAAAAUCAUUCCAUACAAAAGAAGAAAUACAAAUAAAAAAAAUGGAAUAAGAAAAGGAAAAAUAAAAAAAUACGCAUUUAUCUUAUAUUAUUGCGCAUUUCAUUCAUUGUAUUAAGAAAAUGUUAAAAUACAUAAAAACUCGUACUUUAUCACGCAGUUACUUAUUUUACGAGCUUUCUUUUCAUGUUUUUUUGUUUAAGUAAUUAUUAACGUAUCUCUUUAAAGAAAGACAAUAAAUUCAUAAAUAUUGACCAUGUUGUGGUUUAAGUAAAUUGUUUUAUUCAGAAUAGUAAAAAAUAGACUUUUAUAAAUUUUUUCUAAUUAAAAUAAGUCUUUAACUAAAAAUUUUUAUGUUUAUAUAUUAUUAUGUUUUACAUGUAAUUUAAAUAUACAACUUUUAAUUUCUCUAUAUCUUUUUACAAGUUACGAAAAGUUGAAAAAAAUGUAACAAAUAAUUUUGGUUAUCCCUUUUACACACAGCAUAGAAGACAAUUAAGAAAUUCGUCCCGGGGGGGGGGGGAUUCUAGCAAAUAAUUUAAAACCUAAAAACCACUAAAACUUUUAAUCGAUACUUUUAUAAUAGCAAUAAAUCUUUGUUAUUGCAAGUAUGGCUGUUAUUUUAUCUUUAUUUGCGUCGUAAUUGUCGUGUAAUUUAUCAUCAAUUACCACACAAUAAAAACUAAAUUUCACGUUUUAAAUAAAAAAAAAACAAGUGCAUAAAAUUUCCGUACAGUUAUACGUUUCAAGUGACGUUUAUGUAUCAAAAGACAGGAGGAUAGUUUUUCGCACAAUGUGCAUAAAAUCGCUGCGCGUCGUUUUCAAAUCACAGGGCGUGAACCGCGUGCAAAAUUGCGACAUGCGCUUUGGUAGGCGCGACGCCUAUCCGCCCGUGGUAAAUUAACGGGCACCUCCCUGUUCAGUGGCCUCCAAUGACUGGUGAUGCCGUUGGCGCCAAUGGUACGCUGGUAACCGUCAGGACACGUUCACCAGUGGUAGAGACCACGGUUUACAUUCGCGCCGCCAGGACGGUUCGGUAGGGGUAGAAGGCGGUCUUAACCACAGUGGGGCGGCGAAACACCAGGUUGGACGAUGGUGCACAGUGGUUAAGCUACAACGAACGAGGAGGGAAUGAGAACGCGCGCGGCCUGCAGAAGAAGAAGGGAUCCCCGAAAUCGGACGCGUCGCCUCGGUGGGAGUCCUUUACUUUCAGUCCCGCUGUGCACGCAGCGAGGAGCACUACGUGUAUUCAUCCUCAUCGCACCCGGGACGCCGUCAUCGUGUUGUUAUCGUCACCGCGUUCAUCAUACUAAGAAAAGAUAUUGUGUUUACUUUCCGAAAAUACCGAAACCGAUUACGCGCAAGUGAUGAAAAACAGAUGAUUGAUCGAUUGCUAAUUAAUGCUCCGUUCAUUCCAAGAUCCUUUAAAAGUGUCAUAAUUUACACGUGACAAAUGUACCUUCGAGCGAGUUCGUGAUGUUAUACGUGAAAUGUGAGGUCGCUCGCUAAUCGGGACAGAAUGGGACUUGUGUUAACAUGGAAAUAUGAAUAUUACGAAAUACGGAUUUCACGAAAACUUAGAACAGGCAGCUUAAAAAGACUAGUGCUCCUAGAAUGAAGUGUAUUGUGACCUGUAUGCUUCCUACAUUCAAUACACGAUUUUGCUGUAUUUAUUAGAAUUCUAUAGUUAAGUCUAUAGUUCUCAAAGAGAUUAUUCUGGUCUGUAGUUCUGGAGAUAGAGAAUCUAAUCAAAUCAAGCGACGUAGAAAAUGUAUAAAACAUCUCCCUUGCCUGACGAUGCGACCUAAAUCACAUCAUCAUAGACAAAGUUUUUUGGUGCUACUUUUAAAGUUACGCCAAUCGCGAUAAUGAGUUUUCUAGAGAGUAUGCCACCCCAUCCACAUCAUAUUGUCAACCUGGGUAUCAAGUUGUCACCCGGAGAUGGUGGGACAACCGGUGGAUUAUCAGAUCCCGGUGCAAGCAUUCAGCCACCUCCGGGAACCGAGGCACCGUCCCAGCAACACCACCACUUCCAUCCUCAAGGCUACCCGCCGCAUCAUUCUCACACAGCUCCUCACAUGGCUCCUCACAUGGGCCAUCACAUGGGCCAUCACCCUGGUUACGCGCGUGAGUUUAUCAUUCGACGCGAGCAUGAGAUAGCAACAGCAAGUCCUACCACCCCCGAAAGCGGUGGACUAGGUCUAUUCUCGCCGUUGCAUCAUGACGGUACGCCCGCGACGAUGCAACAAUUUCCUCAUCAUCCCAGUCAGCAUCCACUAACUGCCACUCACUAUCCUGGGCACUAUCCCCAAGAUACCAGGCCGCUACCUUCUCAUCACCAGUACAUCGGCUCGCCGCACAUGACGCCGACCGCUAUCCACCACCAGCAACACCCGGCCAUGAACCAUCCGAGUCAUCCCAGCGCCUUCUUCAGAUUCAUGAGGCCUAACGGCGCCGGCGGCGCCGGUGGCCACGCGGGCACCGUCGCCAGCGGCGGCUCGAUGGAAAUUGUGUGCAAGUGGGUAGAUCAAGACCCAACGUUACCAGAAAAUGCAAGAAAAAUAUGCGGCAAGAUUUUCAAUACUCUCACCGAUAUCGUGACGCACCUGACAGUGGACCACGUGGGCGGACCCGAGUGUACAACGCACGCGUGCUUCUGGCAGAGUUGCUCGCGUAAUGGUAAGGCCUUCAAGGCCAAGUACAAACUCGUGAAUCAUAUACGAGUGCACACAGGAGAGAAACCGUUCUCGUGCCCGUUUCAAAAUUGCGGCAAAGUCUUCGCCAGGUCGGAGAAUCUCAAGAUACACAAGAGAACGCACACUGGCGAGAAACCUUUUAGAUGCGAGUUUAAUGGGUGCGACAGGAGGUUCGCGAAUAGCAGUGAUCGAAAGAAGCACAGCCAUGUUCACACCUCGGACAAGCCUUACAAUUGUCGAAUGUCAGGAUGUGACAAGUCCUACACCCAUCCUAGUUCGCUACGCAAACACAUGAAGGUACACGGAUUAUCCGAGAGUAAAGGAGGAGGAUAUGAGAGCGAGGGAGAAGAGAGCAGCAGCAGUGGGGGUAGUCUGUCGGUGACUGGUAAUACGGAAUCGCCCCAGCCACCUCCGGUUCCAACAAGGGCAACUAAUCUUCCACCUACAAGUAGAACUCACGAUCCUUCGAUUCGCGGAGCUACGGAGGUGACGGAAUGGUACUUUUGUCAGACACCGACAGUCGGACCUCAACCAGGAUCUCUACCUGGUCCACCACCGCCGCAUCCUCUUGGUCAUCAUUUCAAUCAAUUGAUAUCUCAUCCAGCAACAGCUUAUUAGGAAAUAUCGAUAGGUCGAAAUUGUGAUCAAGUGAGAAUCUUUCUAAAAUCUCCGUUCCUAUCCGAUUCACCUCAAUCCGAUGAUGUGAUUUCUUGCUGAGGAUAAGUUUCGUCAAAGGAAAUACAAGUGACAAUCAUCUGUCGAUUUUUUCGAAGAUAAUCAUUCGAGGAAAUAUUCAACAAGGACAAGCCUAUGACGAAAUUUUGUACUCAUCAUAUGUACUAUUCGGGCUCCGAUGGCGCUUUAUGAAGCUCAUUUAGAAUGCAUCGCCGUAAGCAUCACUGUAUCUAACGUUUUCAAGAUCAUAUAAAUUUGCAAAAAAUUGAAUGGACAAAUAUUUUUGAGUAAUAUAAAAUAAAUCAUACGAUUUGUUCAUUUGAAAUGUUUAUAAAGUAAUGAUUAUUAAACAAAACAUUUCACAUCAGCAUUACUUUUCUUGCAAAGAGGACAUUUUAUAAUUAAAAUAUUUUUAUUCAAAAUAAAAACAAUUUCAUUAUUUUUAAUAAAAUUACAUAAUCUUUUCAUAUUAAAUGAUUUUUCUUAAUAUUCUGCAUGUAUAAAUAUUAAUGUAAAUUUAAAUGAAAAAUCAGACUUUAAAUUGUUAGACGCAUAUUACACCUACCAAGUUCGAACAACACUUGAAAAAAGUUAGUUAAUUGGAUUAGUCAACAGGAGUACGGAAAUAUAAAUAAAAUAAUGUAUUUUAAGAUUAUUAUGUAUAUAUUACAUCUUUUAUUUUUAUUAUUCAUUUUAUUUCAAUGAUCAAACUUACGAUUUGAUUUUAAUGACUAAUGUUUUAUUUUUAUUUCCGCAUUCCUCUAUAAACACUGCUGACUAAUCCGAUUAACCAACUUUUUCACUUUUAGGUUUCUAAAUACUUAUAUGUACAACUAAAAACUAUAGUUCCUAGAGAGUUUUGUUCACAAUUGAUACUUUUGAUUAGUAUCACAUAAACUAUAACAAAAUUGCAAAUUUAAAAAAUUAACAAAACCCACUGGGAAACAAUUUCCCACACAGCUAUGUGCGAAAUCCUUAUCAAACUCAUCACUUUAAUUAUACGUAUUAAAUUAUACGUUUAAUUAAAGAAUACUAUAUCUAUAUUACUGUACUCGACUAUCAAUAAUCACAUGAUAUUUUCAUUGUCCUCUUCAUUAAUUUUUUAUUUGGUUUCUAGAAGUUAUAUUAAUUAUAAAAUGUCCUUAGAAACAAAAUAAGUUUUUUAAUGAUUUUUUUUUAUAAUUAUUGCUUUUGAUGGUAUUUAAAAUAAAAUUGUACAGUUUCUUGCUUAAUGAAAAAUCAAGGUUUCACAACGUUGGUGAGUAGAUAUAGCGAAUUAAACUAAAUAGAAAAGUUCUGUACUAUUUUGCAAUUUUUACAAUAAUUAAUGAGCUAAUAAUAAAGAUCCAUGAGUAGGCGUCCGUCCAUGCAAAGAGACAGCUCAGCUUUACACACGUUUGUGGUUGCUAGAAGCAUAGUGAGAUGUUUGGAGAUAUGUUUUAUGAAUGACAAUUAUAUGUUACGCACUCCAACGUAGCCACUCAAACCAAUGCCGCCUGUAAACAACUCCCCGCAUGCUUAGCAACGUACAUAACGUUGAAUGGCUGAGCAAUCGCAUUUGCAUCUGCUUGUGAAUCGGACGGAAUAGGUUUCAUUGGACAAUCUUUAAUAAUUAACUUCUUGUUAUUGCAAAAAUCACAAAAAGCGAAAUUUUCUCUUAGUUUAAUACGCUUUACCUGCAUGUUGUGUUAAUAAUUAUCAGUGCUGAUUCACUAAAACAUCCCAGACACAAUGUCCAAAAUCGGGACAUAAGACAUCUUAAAGACGUCUUUGAGAUAUCUUUUAGUCGUGUUUUGGUCAAUUUCUAAAAAAAUGUCUAAACAUCUUUAAACAUCUUAUGAUUAUGACUCGAUUUUGUAGAUUAUGUCGUCUGGGACCACUGUCCAUAGGUUCAUGCAAAGUAAAAAUAAAUUUAUCUGCGUGAUAUAGUAGGAACCCGAGCUAACGAUUAAGUCUAUUAGAAACGCGGUCGGUUUAAUAAAGUAUAUAGAAUUAUUCCGAAAUAAUAUAAAUUUAAGUUAACUUAUACUCAAUUCUAGACGAGUUGCGCAGAGUUGCGCGAUCUGAUGCGCAAGAUUAAUAGACAUGACUCUUGAUGGUGACAAAACUCGUGAUAUUUGUUUAUACGAGGAUUAUUCGGAUAUAAGUUAAAAUUUCAUUUGCUGUGCACUGUUCGUGCACCAGAAAAAAAGUAAUUACACUACAUAGGUUACCAACGAUUCGCGUUCUACGGCCGAAUCGAUCUCUACAUUCAAAAAAUCAUUAUACAUUGAAAGAUGUAAUAUCUGCAAUAUAAUUUUACAUUGCACACCCAAAUAGUGGACAGCACCAAAAUGAAUAAGGUACAGAUUUACAUGUGUCUACUACACGGAUAAAUUUACUUCGUUCUUUUUAUUUAUUUUGUUAAUAAAAAUUUCUGUUUGCUUACACUUUUUACCGAUUUAAAGAAUAGUUCAAUUUGGUGAUGAUUUUCAAAGGAUUUUAAAAACAAGAGUACAAACUCUAUAAAUCAGAAUCAAUGUAUUACGCAUUGAAAACUAGUGAAUAAUCUAAUUUUAGUCCUAUACAUAUAAUUAUAUCAAUCAGUGAUACAUGCACUACCUUUUAACGAUAAUCACUAAUUUUAAUUAGUGAGAGUAUCCCUUUAAUUGAAACCAUUAAAAGAUAAUUAAUAAUCACUGAUGAUAACAGUUAUAAAUAUAGCACUAUAAAUGAAGACUUCACUAAUGUCCAUUUUCACCAAUAUAAAUUAAUUUUGAUCUCGGUUGAACUUACUCUUUGUCAUUUUUUUAGUUUUAAGAAUUACAAAAAAAUGAAGAAUAAGUUAAACUAAAAUCAAAGUUAAUCUAUGUUGGUAAAAAUAAACAUAAUUCAUAUUUAGAGAGAAUGAGCUAAAAUUACAUUAGAAAUAUGAAAAGCGGCAGGAAUAAUUUUAUUUGCGCAAAAAUCCAAUAAUUAAAUUAUUAGUUCGAUAAAUAAUCGGUGCGCAAUUUGUAUAGACCGGAAAUGAUAAAAUUUACACGCAAAAAUUAUUAUUAAACAUUAAGACUCGCUCUAACGGAAUAGAUUCUCUUUGCUUAUUUGUGGUCUUCAUAUAUGUAUAAGUCGAUUUUUACUUAUUAUUGUAAAUUAAAUACACCAUUAUUACAUUUCCAAAUUUCACAUUUACAGUUAAUUCAUCGCUAAAAUUUAAUAAUUACCUUUGUGAUUUUAAUACAGUAUCUCUAAUUAAUUUUUUCAUUAAUGUGUAAACCGUAAUGAGCUAUUCUUAAAUAUAAAAGACUGAAAAUUAAAACACUUUUUUUCGCUUAAUUCUGGUCAUCUAAUGAUAAAUUACUUUUUAAGUUUGCUAUGCUUAAAUAAAAAACAUUUCCAAAAAAUUUUCCUGUACGCUGUGUACAAAAGAAAUUUUGCACAUAGCAUAAUUGUAUCUCUUUCUCUCUUAUUCGCUGUGAUCUGAUAUUGUAUCUGAUGCAUUAUUUAUAUUAAUUUUCAUUAUCUGUGUCUAAAUUUUAUGGAUAUGAUUAUUAUUAUAAAUUUUCUUCAUAUACAUUUUAUUCUAUUUUAAAAUAUUUCGGAAUUUAUAUUAUAUUUUUUUAAUUGCUUAAUUAGUUUCCUAAUUCUAAAUUUGAUCUCUAAAUUAUAAGACUAUUUUAUUUUCUUUAUAAUUCUGGAAAAUAGUACAACUAAAUUAUACUUUAUAUCUUAUGUCCUCGAUUUCUUCAUACGUAAAAUUAAGCUACUUGUAAAGAAACUUGUAAAUAAAUUUCAUUAAUAUAGCAAAAUAUUAUUUGUGAUAUAGGCAUCAACAAUUUCCUCAAAGCAGUUUUGCGCAUUUGAAUAUAUAAAAACGCAUUUUUUGUUGUUUGCGAUCUAGAAUUUAAUUUUCGAUGAUGAAUGUAACUCAUGUAAUAUGCUAAACAAUGUAUUAUAAUAUGCUAAACAAAAGAUAACAGAGCAAACACAGAUAUACAAGCAUAUACAAGCCACACUCGUGCCUCAAUUUAUUAAUCGCCAAGUAGUGCGAGUCUUUUGUUCGUUUACAAAUAAUUUCUCACAUAUAUCUCUCAUAUACUCGAAUCUAAUGGCAAGGCAUGUUAGUAGAAUUAGCAAGAAAAGAGAAAGGAAAAUCGAUCGAUUGCGCUUUAUUUUGGCAAAUGCGAGAUAUAAGUAUUUUGCGAGACUUGGCGGAAAUCUGUACAUAAAGUCAAACGCGUCAACACGAACUAUACGGCAUAAGUGUUCAAUGUAAAAUAUAUAUAAAUAAUUUACAAUUUUUAUUAUGUGUGAUAAUGUAAAUUUUGAAGAUAGAAUGUAACAUUAUUGUGUAAUAAUUAUUUUCGUUGUGUAUAUGCUUAUUAUAUCGGCAAACAAAAAAAUAUCAACCUUUGUCGAAUAUAUUAUUGUACUAUAUUAUAUUUGUUUUGCAGAAGAUCUGAAAUAUAUUGAUAAGACAGUAUAUUGGGAUACGAUCUUACUUAUUUCAUACUUAUACUCUGGUAAUCCUACAUGCACAUAUACUAUAUUUUUUAAUUUAUCAGUAUACAAUAUCGAUAACGAUAUCUGAGAAAUCAAUUUCAUUUUACACAUAUAUACAUAAAAAUUGGUACAUCUGAUAAAAAUAAUUUCAUUGAAAACAUAUGAAACAAUUUGCGUGCACAGAAUCCACACAAAUAAUAAAUUUCUUUGACAAAUAAA
Messenger RNA from Monomorium pharaonis (pharaoh ant), 10365 nucleotides. RefSeq names its product pair-rule protein odd-paired. Gene Ontology annotation, molecular function: RNA polymerase II cis-regulatory region sequence-specific DNA binding; DNA-binding transcription factor activity, RNA polymerase II-specific. NCBI's taxonomy places the organism in Eukaryota, Metazoa, Arthropoda, Insecta, Hymenoptera, Formicidae. The transcript has 3 exons. The record is from RefSeq and is a predicted model, not a curated record. Gene Ontology annotation, cellular component: nucleus. Gene Ontology annotation, biological process: regulation of transcription by RNA polymerase II; central nervous system development. The coding region runs from base 4165 to 5610 and encodes 481 amino acids.